Molecule: messenger RNA, 2418 nt
Organism: Alosa sapidissima (American shad)
Lineage: Eukaryota; Metazoa; Chordata; Actinopteri; Clupeiformes; Clupeidae
Product: oligodendrocyte-myelin glycoprotein-like
Exons: 2
Coding region: 367-1704 (445 amino acids)
Biological process (GO): neuron projection regeneration
Molecular function (GO): protein binding
Source: RefSeq, a predicted model, not a curated record
CACACUCCGCACCGGCGCGAUCAGAGUGAACUAAGCAGUGUGUGUGAGAGACUGCUGCAGUGGGGAGGUGAGAUUCCAGGCUUCAUUUGGGACUAUCUGCACCAGCACACCAGAACGGGCACGACUCCGACAGACGAGAGGAGGAGAGGAGAGGAGAGAAGUGAAGAGGAGUGGAAGAGGAAGAGGAUAAACUGGCCACACUUCACUCAUCAGCCGUCCACUUCAAACGACAGAGACAAGAGGCCAAAGAAGAGAGAGAAGGAGCGAGAGAGAGAGAGAUAGAGCGAGAGAGAGAGAGGGAGGGAGGGAGAAAGAAGAGGAGAGGAGAAAGAGAGAACGAGAGAGGACAGGAGGAAAUGAUGUGAAAUGGUGACCAAAGGAAGGUGUGUCCUGAUGGUGCCACCCUGGGCCUUCUUCGUCGCCGUGCUGCUGCUGCUGCCCGCGCUACCCUGGCGGACGCUGGCUCUGUGUCCGCCGCCGUGCGCGUGUAGCGAGAGCCACCGCGAGGUGGACUGCUCCUGGCGCGGCCUGCGCCUCCUGCCCAGCGGCCUGCAGCACAACGUGCAUGCUCUCAACCUCUCGCACAACCGACUGACCGACCUGGACCGUGUGCUCAGCCCCUUCAGCCACCUGCGCUCCCUGGACGUGUCGCACAACCGCCUGAGCCGACUGCCCGCCGAGCUGCCCCGUUCCCUCUGGGAGCUGUGGGCGUCCGGGAACCGCCUCCGCCUGCUGCACAAGAACGACACGGCGUACCACUGGAACCUGCGGCUGCUGGACCUGUCGGCCAACAAGCUGGAGCGCGUGGUGUUCAUCAACAACACGCUGCCCGCUCUUCGCACGCUCGACCUGAGCCGCAACCGCUUCUGGACGGUGCCCACCAACAUCCCGCGGCACGUAGAGACGGUGGACCUGUCGCACAACACGCUGGUGCAGGUGCUGCCCGGCUCGCUGGACCAGCUGGGCCGGCUGCAGCGGCUCUACCUGCACGCCAACCGCUUCUCGGCGGUCAGCGAGGGCACACUGGAGCGGCUUGCGGCGCUGCGGCUCAUCACGCUGGGCGACAACCCGUGGGCGUGCGACGAGCAGCGGAACAUCAGCUACCUGCUGUCGUGGCUGCGCCGGACGCACGCCAGCGUGCUGGGCUGUCCCUGCCACACCUGGCACACCUGCGGCGAGACGCACCUGGCCACCACCCGCGGCUGGCACUACGCCUCCUACACGCCAGCUCCGCACACGCCCGGCAUGGACGCCGACGGCAGCCCCCCGCACGCCGACAACGACCUCGGACGCCGCCGCCAUCGCAACCGCUACCCCGCCCCGCCCAUGCGAGCCGUCACCGCCGGUUACUGGCCAGAGUCGGCCCUGCUGGACAUGCACCGGCCACGGGAGACGCUCGGCAGCACGGCGGACUACCAGAGCCGCUGGCCGCCCGGUGGGUUCUUGGUGACCUCGCCGCCCUCUGGCCUCUCAACGCCGGACGAGGCCUACACCACGCAGAGGUACUUCACUGCCAGCGACUACGACUCCACGGAGGCCGCCCUCACCACCAGCACGCGGAAGACCACCACACUCCGAACGCGCAGCGUCAAGAAAGGCAACCAGGGAAAAGUCCCAAACAGUGGCCACAGCCCAGAAGCCUCGUUGUCCAGCACACUGACCGCUAUGGUUUCACUCCUACUUGUGUUUGCAAUGGGACUUUGAACAUCAGAAACACAGCGGCGGUGAGUUUGGUGGAUGGUGUGUGUGUGUGUGUGAUGUAAAGAGCAAAGAGUUCGGUGGAUGGUGUGUGUGUGUGUGUGUGUGUGUGUGUGAUGCAUUGAAAGAGUUCAGUGGAUGGUGUGGGUGUGUGAUGUAUUGACAGAGUUCGGUGGAUGGUGUGCGUGUGUGAUGUAUUGAAAACAAUAAAGAAACUGAACAUCGAAAGUGGCGGCGAUGUGCGGUGGCCUUGGGAGUUUCCACCUGCUGCGGUGACAUUAAACAAGUACAGUUCCUGGAGACAUGAAGCGGCAGAUCAAGUCGGGUAUUACGCAUUGAGAAUAGAUUAAGACGACUACUACCUCUCUAACACGGUCUCGGGAGACUUACGAUAUCGGAGACGAUGCGGACAAUGAGUUUUGUUUACAGUGAAUACAGAGAAGACAUCAGUUCAAAGACAGAACUGCGUCUGUGGGUUGAAGAAAACAGUGAAUAUCAGACUAAAAACACUAAAUGCCCUGUUCAAGUAACUAAUGUAUGUGGUUUACAUAACAACGUGUGAGAUUCUUUACAGGUACAUGACUGACUGUGUAAUUAAACGAUUUCAUAUUCUUGUGAAUGUUGACAUUGAGUUUCUGAUUUUGGAAGGUUGAGGCAUUGAAGCUUGUACAAUGAAAUGAAUGAUGUCAUUACUUUGAAAUAAAUAAAAAGACAACUCCA